CUGGCACAACAAGAGAAAGACAAUCUCAACGAAACAGUGUUGUCUUAGAUGCACAUGGCCUUUCAUCGCACGAAACGACUUCGACAAGUUUUAUGAACAUAACACCUGCAGGAAGACGUUCUCAACCAAACAUUAAUGGCUUCCAAAGAUCAGUUCUUACCAAACUGGAAACAUUAAUUGAUAAGCAAGAAGGAGCGUUGUCAAUAUUGCGUGCUCUGUUAAGCGUUACGAAAGGUGUAGACGAGCACGAAAUUUUGGAAGAUGUUGUACCCAAUCCCUUAGAUUCAGUUGAAGAACUUGAGGAGCUAUCCUCUAGUCUUGAUGAAGAAAAGUCCAGAAGAAAGUUGCUGCAGUUUUUGGUAGCACUGUGCGCAAACACCUGUGCAAACAGUGUUAGAAGAGUUAUGACAAAGCUGGGAACAAAUAAUCUAUGGUCCCAAUAUAGUUUAAAAGGCAGAAAGUCAAAGCGACCAUUUCAACACCUUGCCCUCUGCAAAGUUAUAACAAAAGCCAGCCUCAGAGCUCAUAAAGGAUGCAGCGAGGCCAACGUUGAAGAGCAAAUUGCCGAAUUUUUAAAAUAUGCUCCAGGAAGGCAAGGUGGUUCCAGAUUUAAGGUCCGAAAAGGCAACUUAUUGGAAUCGGCUUAAUUAGCAUUUUUAUAAAUAUGUAUACAUAUUAAAACACUCACAGCAAAACAGAUGAAUUAAAAGUUGAUUAUAUGGAAAUCAAA
Messenger RNA from Xenia sp. Carnegie-2017, 730 nucleotides. RefSeq lists its product as uncharacterized. The transcript is spliced from 6 exons. NCBI's taxonomy places the organism in Eukaryota, Metazoa, Cnidaria, Anthozoa, Malacalcyonacea, Xeniidae. The record is from RefSeq and is a predicted model, not a curated record. Bases 93 to 647 code for a protein of 184 amino acids.